AUGCAUUCUGGUCCUGUUGUUGGCAUGGCGUGGGCUGGUAAAGAUGUUAUCAAGACGGGUAGAAGAAUGCUCGGCGAGACCAAUCCUUUAGCCUCUGCUCCUGGUACAAUUCGUGGUGAUUUCGGUAUCGACGUAGGCCGUAACAUUUGUCAUGGCUCAGACUCCAUUGCAUCUGCAGAACGCGAAAUCAAGUUGUGGUUUCCAAAGGGGAUCCCUGAAUACGAAAAUACGCGUACUUACCAACAAUGGAUCUACGAAAACUAG
This is a messenger RNA of Mucor velutinosus, 264 nucleotides long. RefSeq names its product pig-Q (gene gpi1). Gene Ontology annotation, biological process: UTP biosynthetic process; GTP biosynthetic process; CTP biosynthetic process. Lineage: Eukaryota; Fungi; Mucoromycota; Mucoromycetes; Mucorales; Mucoraceae. Bases 1 to 264 code for a protein of 87 amino acids. Gene Ontology annotation, molecular function: nucleoside diphosphate kinase activity. The record is from RefSeq and is a predicted model, not a curated record. The transcript is spliced from 2 exons.